AUGAAAAAUGAUGUAGUUGGUUGGAAACACUAAAUGAGUUGAUAUGCUUUGAUCAAGCUUAGACUCCGUCCCUAGGACAAUGUCAGGUUUAUGGAGAUGCAAUAAUGCUUGGAAAUGGCUGGAGCGAAAAGUUCCUUUACGGCCAUUACAAUUAUCAUACCUUUAGACAUUUUUCCUUUUUGACUCUUGAUAUUCUUUGUUUUCUAAUGUAGGUUUAGAUGGUGGUAACUGUCUUUUGGAUGGUUUAGGACUAGAGGUUUGUUUUGGUUGAAAGGAAACAAUAGUGGUGGAAAUGUUUACAUGUGUAGUUGAAUCUGACAGGGAUUUAUCGAAGGAAUCUGCUAGGCCACAAAGCGGCGAAAACCUGUUGGUAUUGGUAUUAUCAGCAUAUAAAUCAAACAGGGAACUGGAAAAAUUCAGUAAACCGCAAUUAUCACAUUCCCACACACACGAUGAAUUAGCCAGAGCUUCGUAUAUAUGAACGUUCAUCUUCAUACAUUGCACGUGGUACCAAACAUCACACAAAUCACAUUCAAUUCCAUGUUGAUUUGCCUUAACCAGUUUCGAACAUAUUCCACAUGGGUCCUUGAUUGCUCCGGGAUUUAGUUGGAUGUCUCCACAGAGAAAUAAUAGCGAGAUAAAGAUCUUAGUCAAUAGAGUUGGAUUUCUUUUCGAGUCUUGCUCGAAGACAUCAGUUCGUAGACCUUGUGCUCAAGCUAAGCCAACCUGAACAGGUGUCACUGAUGCAAAUGUAAUAAAAACAUCUCCAGGUGGAACAUUGCGUUGUUUAUAGCAUUCCUUGUUGAAUGUAGAAAGACCAAAAGCAAAAAAUAUAACAAAACAUAUGAUCAAAAGUGGAGCAGUAAAUUUUGUGCCCGCCAUGUUUGGUGUUUCCACUUAGGGGAAGCUCUGCAGCUUAAUGGGUUAAUUGACAUAGUGUGGUAUAACCCAUUGAGCCGCAAUGUGCCCUACUUUUUUUUACUUGUCUAACACAGACGAUUUUACUUGUUAAAAGGGAAGCCCUGCAGCUUAAUGGGAUAAUUGACAUAGAGUGGUAUACAUUCUGAUAAAAUAUUUUUUGUCAUUGUGAUAGGCUACCUACGAACCGAGCCAAAACACAUUGUGUUUUUAUCACAGCUCUAUUAUUGUUCAGGUUUUGCCAAUCCUCUCAUUGAAACAAGAGAAGUCGGUGCCAAGGCUGUCGUCACAAUCGUUUUCAGCAAUCCAAAGUGCCCCAAAAAGCUAACAACUUGGCAUAGCCAACCCAUGAUGCCUGGAACAAAAAUCGCAGAUGGGAAUUUUCUGUUGUGUAUGACUGUUCUACUUGCUGGUAAUUCUAUAUCAAAAGCACGACAAGUGUUUUUGCACAUGGGCCUUGGAUGUGUUUCUUUGAACACAUAGUUCAUUACCAAAGGGUUUGUACAUAUAGAACAUUUGCAAACAUUUUUUAGGAAAGACUUGCAUAUUGAGCUUAUUAACCUAACUCUUCAUGUUGCCCCCCUGCCUCAAAACAUUAUGUGACUGAGGGUGGAUUAGCUGUAUGUUCUAUGUGCAAUAAUUUGUUUUAGACUAUGCUAUUUCCAAGUAUUUAUCUUCACUGGAGAAAAUAUCAGAGCAUGUUGAUAGAGACAGCUAGAAAUAUCAAGGGAGGUGUGGUGUUGGCAGGAGAUGGCCGCCACAACAGUAUGGGACACUCUGCAAAGUUCUGUACAUACACAAUGUUUUGUUGCACUUUGGGGAAGAUCAUAUAUUUUGAUCUUGUACAGGUAAGCUGAUUGAUGAUUCACUGAAUUCAUUGUAAGUGGGUAGGAGAAUUGCAACAUAUACAGUUUAGUUGUUGUUUCCUAUUGUUAUGUCAUUUAAAUCAUGCAUGGACUAUCUUAUCAAGAAAGGGCUGGCCAUUACAACUUUCAUCUCAGACACACAUCAGUUGCUAAAUACAUGAGAUCAGUGUUGUCCAAGAUUACUCACUAUUACCGGACCUAAUCCCCAAUUGGUAUCAUAUGUAGCUGUAAAUUAGCCUUUCUCACAAUGAGAAAGGCUAAUUGCCGUUAACCAAUGCAAACAAUAUGAAAAGCAAUUUUUCAAAAUAAACUAACUAUUGACAAAGCAAAUUUACCAUCAUUCGUCGAAAAAGUUAUAAAAAGUCACUGUUACCCUGUUAUGUGGACUAAUUUUGCAGACUUAGGCUGAAAAUGCCAAAAAUGGUGGUGUGGGAAAGGCUAAGUAGUGACUAAUAAUUUGACAGUUGUAUCUUCAAAAUUUUGUGUUGAUAUCUUUAUCUGUUUUAAGAAAUACUAAAAGUGUUGUUGAAGAUCACUAAAGAAAAAGAUUGCAAAGCCCUAAAUGAAUGGAUUAAACCAUGCGAAAACCUUCUGCAAUGGAGUGCAACAUCAACAUUCAAUGGCAAUGGGUUGGUCAUAUCAGCAAAAUGUCGAUCAUUUCUACGACAUGUUGUGAACAAGCAUUCUGACCACAGUGAUCCACUUUUCAUCAAGUGUUCACAUGGCAGUGACAUUCCAGACAGAAAGUGGUUAAAACCUGGUAAGCAAAACUGGUUAUAGUAUUCUUAUGUAGCUGUGUGUUGCUUGGGAUAUUACCCUUGAGUGGAGAGAUUAUGCAUGCUUGCUUUUUAAAGUGCAUAUGACAUGAAAUGUCUUAUUUUCUUAAAUGAAAGAACUCUUUAAGUUGUAGUGUAACUUAUUUUUCAGUUUCUUGUUUUUAUGGUUUGUUCCCGAGAUAUUUCAAUUUCUUUGAUAUGUAAAUGAGUGUGAAUAUGUCCGCUAACUUAUGACGUCACGUUGGUUGCAAGCUCAACUUACACUGGUUAUAAAUGUAUUAACUCUAAAAACUGUUGAUAACAGUUCGCGUUUUUCUCAAGUGUUUCAUCACAUUUACCAGUGAGUAAAUCUUGGAUAAUAGCAAUGAUAUUCAACCAUUUUGAAGAGCUUGCAAACAAUAUGACAUCAUAAAUUAGCGGAUAUAUUCACACUCAUUUACAUAUCAAACAAAUUGAAAUAUCUCGGGAACAAACCAUAAAAACAAGAAACUGAAAAAUAAGUUACACUACAACUUAAAGAGUUCUUUCAUUUAGGAAAAUAAGAAAUUUCAUGUCAUGCACUUUAAAUCCUAUUUUAUAGAUUCACAGCUCUAUGAGAAAGUCUCUGCUGCACCUACCAACCAAAGACUGAUAAAAAGCAUUCAACAGGCUUCACCAUUAGACCAGACAAGUUGCCUUGAGAGAUUCCACAGUGUCUUAAAUCGAUUUGCCCCUAAGAUGAUAGCAUACUUCUAA
Molecule: messenger RNA, 3295 nt
Organism: Paramuricea clavata
Lineage: Eukaryota; Metazoa; Cnidaria; Anthozoa; Malacalcyonacea; Plexauridae
Source: the annotation of a GenBank genome assembly